Messenger RNA from Gorilla gorilla gorilla (western lowland gorilla), 1371 nucleotides. RefSeq names its product double C2-like domain-containing protein beta. NCBI's taxonomy places the organism in Eukaryota, Metazoa, Chordata, Mammalia, Primates, Hominidae. Bases 4 to 471 code for a protein of 155 amino acids. The transcript is spliced from 5 exons. Gene Ontology annotation, biological process: exocytosis; spontaneous neurotransmitter secretion; regulation of calcium ion-dependent exocytosis. The record is from RefSeq and is a predicted model, not a curated record. Gene Ontology annotation, cellular component: membrane; synapse.
CCAAUGGACCACAAUGGGCUGGCAGACCCCUAUGUCAAGCUGCACCUGCUGCCAGGAGCCAGUAAGGCAAAUAAGCUCAGAACAAAAACUCUCCGUAACACUCUGAACCCCACAUGGAACGAGACCCUCACUUACUACGGGAUCACAGAUGAAGACAUGAUCCGCAAGACCCUGCGGAUCUCUGUGUGUGACGAGGACAAAUUCCGGCACAAUGAGUUCAUCAGGGAGACACGUGUGCCCCUGAAGAAGCUGAAACCCAACCACACCAAGACCUUCAGCAUCUGCCUGGAGAAGCCGCUGCCGGUGGACAAGACCGAAGACAAGUCCCUGGAGGAGCGGGGCCGCAUCCUCAUCUCCCUCAAGUACAGCUCGCAGAAGCAGGGCCUGCUGGUAGGCGUCGUGCAGUGCACCCACCUGGCCGCCAUGGACGCCAAUGGCUACUCGGACCCCUACGUGAAAACGGGCUUGUGAAGGCAGGGCACGCAGGACCCUUCUGUCCCUGCUCCUCACCCGUCACCAAACAGGCCAAGGACAGUUCACAGCAGACACAAUACCAAUACGUAGAGAAAUGGCCAAGGAGCAUAGUAAGUAACUAAGGAAAUCCGCUGUUUCCGGGUGGCGGGCUUAGGGGAAUCCCCCCAAACUUUUUUUAAAUCAGGUUUAUUGAGGUACAGGUUGAGCGUCCCAAAGCUGUAAAUCCAAAACCCCAAACAUUCCAAGCACCGACAUGACGCUCAAAGGGAAUGCUCAUUGGCGCGUUUGGGAUUUCAGAUUUUUGAAUUUUUGAGUUAGGGAUGCUGAACUGGUAAAUAUACUGCAAAGAUUAUGAAAUAUGAAAAAAUCCAAAAUUCAAAACAUCUGGUCCAAGCAUUUCAGAUAAUGGAUCCUCAACCUGUAUCAUUCAUAUCCAGUGAGUUUUUCUUUUCUUUUCUUUUUUUAGAGACAGGGUCUUGCUCUGUUGUCCAGGCCAAAGUGCAGUGGCGCAAUCAUAGCUCAUUGCAGCCUUGAACUCCUGGGCUCAAGCAUCUUCCCACCUCAGCACUGUGAAUAGCUGGGACUACAGGCAUGCACCACCAUGCCCAGCUAAUUUUUAAUUUUUUGGUAGAGAUGGGGUCUCGCUGUAUCACCCAGGCUAGUAUAGUCUUGUUUCCACCACCAGAAUCAACAUAGAGAAUAUGACCCCAGAAAGUUCCCUGGCCCCAGGCAACCACUCACCUGUUUUCUGUCUCAAUAGUGUUGCGGUUUCCAGACUUUCCCAUGAAACAGUCAGAUAGUGUGUUGCCCUGUGAGUCCGGCUUCUUUCACACGGAGGAAUGCGUUUGAGAUUCAUCUGUCAGUUGCAUGUACCAAGAGUUUGGUCCUUUUUGUUGC